This is a messenger RNA of Mycena indigotica, 2034 nucleotides long. RefSeq lists its product as uncharacterized. The coding region runs from base 1 to 2034 and encodes 677 amino acids. The record is from RefSeq and is a predicted model, not a curated record. The transcript has 7 exons. NCBI's taxonomy places the organism in Eukaryota, Fungi, Basidiomycota, Agaricomycetes, Agaricales, Mycenaceae.
AUGGAAACAAGCCUCGUCGAAUCCCCCAACUCUACUGCUUCCCCUUCCAACACCAUCUUCAAUAACGCCGAGCAAAUCCUUGAUCUAAUUGCAGAAGAGGUGUCGCAUGCCCUCCAAACCGUCGAAGUACAGGCAGUCGGGGACCUCGCUCAACUCAAGGCUUUACUCGCACGCAGCGGCUAUGCCGUUUCUGUUGGGGAAGACAACAUGCUCGUACUAUCUUUUAGUGGUGAAGCAGCAGACGCUAUAGCUCUUUUCAACGAAACUGGACAACGGACCAUACAAGGCUUCCAACCGCUUACCCCAACUAAUAUGCCUCACACAUUUGCUACAUACCAGCAAUUAGUCGUUGAAACAUUGCGUCUUGUCGCCGAUCCUACCAAUGCUCCGCAACGGGUUGUUGAGUUGACGCAAACCGUCCAGAACUUGCGAACUAGGAAUCCGGACCUCAUUCUUGCCAAGUCCGAUGUUGAAACCUGGAGGGCGCGUUAUAUGGCCCUGGAGACAACGCUUGAGAAUGUCCAGCAAGCGCAUGAGAUGGAGGCGCAGGAAUGGCGGGAGAAGAUAGCCAACAAUCCAGAUGCUCAAGAACUCGCAGCUUGGGUCGCUGCUGCCGCGCCAGUAAAUGUCACCAAUCCAACCAUGCUGUCCACCGCAAUAUCCAUGGCCAUGACGGAAAUCAACUCUUCACAAGCUAAAUGCGCAUCUCUCGAGUCACAACUCUCUGCCGCGAAUCACAGCAUCGGGGAACUUGAGGAACAAUCUGCCUCCUGGGUCACCGAACGUUUGCGUCUCACAACUCAGAACGACCGCAACACCAUAAUCUUGACGAACGAACUGCCCGGCCUGAAAGCCAAGCUCCAGAAAACGGAGGGCGAGCGCAUUUCCCUUUCAAAUCAACUCCAGACCCAAACAGACAUGUUACAUCAGCUGAAGAGCGAAAGGGAUACUUUUUCCUCGAGCACACAAAAGGAAAUCGGUACAUUGAGAUCCAGGCUGACGGAGCUGCAAGAAAAUGUAAAUACUGUGACGGCAGAGCGAGAUGGCCUGAAGCGCUCUGCUCAAGAUCACCAACAAGUGGCCGAAAAACGUCAGGCGGAAUUGGAGAAGCAACUGAAAGACACGCUUCAUGAGAAAGACAGUCUUCUCAAACACCAGAAAUCAGAAUACGAGAGCCUCCAAACGCAACGGGACUCACUCGCGAAUUCCCAUUCAACCUUGCGAACUCAACUCGAAACGACAAAAAGUGAGGCGGCGAUCGAGCGCGACCUCCUGCAAGAAAUGUCGAAGUCGGUUGAACGCGAACGCGAUCAAUUGCGUUCUGAGUUGGACAAGUUGAGGCGUGAUGUCCAAGCUGCUGACGACCGCGAAGCGCAAUUAAAGAAGCGUCUAGAAGCUAUGCAUACUAGGAUGAACGAACUUGCAACUGAGCGAGACAAGUUGGCGGAUGAUGCGAAGAUUUCUGCUGCCAGGGAGGUAGAAUAUAUCCGGCGACUUCAAGCCGCGGAGGUACAGCAUAAUGACAUACAAACCAAGAUGGCCCAGGCUGCGCGAGACCUCGAGAAUGACAAGCAACGGCAACAAGGUCAGCGGAGGCCAAGCUCUUCAGGCGCGUUGGAAGCAAGCUCGAAUUCAAAGCCCCGUUCUUCAGCAAAGAAGAAAGAUGAUCCUCCAACCAUCUCCUCUCGUUCUCCCAAAGCUCCACCCCAGAGCCCCGUUCGUUCAGUUAUCAAGGUCCAGCGAACUCCAGUGAGCACCGCAGAAGCCAAAGGUGACAAGAAGAAAUCGGAUUCUGAUGUGGGUAAACGAGCUAGAGCGAUAAGCUCUUCAAAAGUUCAAGCGCAAGAUAUGGAAGUGACCGACUCGUCUAGUUCUGUUUCAAGACGUGGUCAACAGUCUGAAAGUGAUACUUCUAGUCGCACAUCGCUCAAAAGAGCUGCAUCCUCGCCGUUAUCCUCAGCUCGCACCAAGGUGCCACACCGCUGGCAAAAAGAGCCCACACCAAUCACUAUGCCGAAGAAUCCCAAAGGAUGA